AUGGAACGGCUGGCUGAUGCCAGAGCCUCUGCAGGCAGUGUUUUUUUCGGCCAUCCAGAUGCCAAGUCCAGCGACGAGUUCGUAACGCCGCCACCGAAGGCAAGCGUCCUGCCGGAUGAAGCAGACACACAGUUGUAUGACGUCAUGCAGGAGCCUUUGGCUCCUUCCACCCCAGACUUCAAGAAACCCGCCAGAGUGCCGAGCACCACAUCCGUGGACACGAAACGCUGGGUCUAUCAGCAUCCGGGUGUGCCGAAACCGCAGCCCCGGGCACUGCUUCAAGAACCGCUACCGGUACCGGAUCAGACUGACGACAACGUGAAGGCGACGACAGAUGAUCAAGGGCAGGAAGCAGAGCCGAUGGACUGCGACGCAGAGCAGAUGAACGAGGACGCAGCGCAGAUGGACGAGGACGCAAAGCAGAUGGACGAGGAUGCUGCGCAGAUGGACGAGGAUGCCACAGCGGGUCCUCCCUCCAAGGUUUUCGGCAGACGAGACCAGCUUGGACUCAGAACGAGCAUCAAGGCCAAGGCCAAGAGCAAGAAAGCCGCCGCCACGGAGGAUGCCGAGGAGGAUGCGGUCUCUGCGAAGCACGGAGCCAAGAAGCUUAAGCGCAAGGUCUCCAAAAGCCGGCUUGGUCGUCUCAGGAAGUUGCGCAGAUCACGCAGCUCACUGGAAGGCGACAAACCCCGCGAGGAGGCGGACGACAAGGAGCCCGAGCACGAAGCCGAGAACGAGGGCGAGGACGAUCGGGACGAGUGGAACCAGGAGCCCGCGGAGCCAAAGGCCCAUCGCAAGCCGAAGGCCAAAGCCACGCCGAAAGGCAAAUCCGCGCCCAAGGCCAAAGCCACGCCGAAAGGCAAAUCCGCACCCAAAGCCAAAGCCACGCCGAAGAGCAAAUCCGCAGCCAAAGCCAAAGCCACGCCAGCCAAGUCUUCCUCCUCGAAGCCAGCGGAGGGUGACGAGGAUGCGCUGACGAAGUCCCGAGGGGGUCGACCCAAGGGAGCCAAGAAUAAGGCAAAGGAGCCUGCCAAGGCUGACAACAAGCAGAAGAAGAAGCGGGCUCCCAGGGUUAACCCGAGCAUCCGGCUCAACAGCAAGACCGCCGAUGACACGCCCCACGACCCUCUUGAUCUUAAGUAUAUGUUGGAGUUUUGGAGCGACUUCGAGGACCCCAAUGCCGACAUCGACAUCUUGAAAAAAGAGGUCAGGGCAUGGAAGCCAGUCUUCACCUACGUGUCGCCGGACGUCUAUUGGACCCGCAAAGAGUCUGCGCUGACUUUCCACUACGAGACCGAAGAUGGGGAGGCUUGCAAGAACAACGUGGGCCACUUCCACUUCAGCAACAACAAGUGCGGGCUUUUGGUGGCCAUUGCCUGCACUUACUUGCUGGCUGCUUGUCAUUGA
Molecule: messenger RNA, 1407 nt
Organism: Symbiodinium necroappetens
Lineage: Eukaryota; Dinophyceae; Suessiales; Symbiodiniaceae
Source: the annotation of a GenBank genome assembly